This is a messenger RNA of Caenorhabditis sp. 36 PRJEB53466, 1996 nucleotides long. NCBI's taxonomy places the organism in Eukaryota, Metazoa, Nematoda, Chromadorea, Rhabditida, Rhabditidae. The record is from the annotation of a GenBank genome assembly.
AUGCUUUCGAAUCUCAUUCUUCUGUCUUCCUUGGCGAUCUGUGCGACGGCGGCGGUGCAGUGCAAGUACGAGGGAAAGGAUUUGGAUCACAAUGAGAUUAUCGUAAGAUAAAUUCUUUGCUUUAUACAUAAACGCUCUGUUAGGUUGUUCAAAACGCCUUCCGUAUCAAGUGCCUGACGGAGGACAACGGAUCCUGGAAGACCGAGAUUGUCGGAUGCGUGACUCCGGACGGAACCGCAAUUGAUGCCGGAGACAAAAAGGAAGUCGGAGACAAAGUUCAUGAAUGUGUGAAGAGCGAAGGAGGACAAGUGUCUCUGAAGGAGUCGAAGGGACGGUUGGCCGCCUGUCCGGGAGGACAGAAGAACGGUGAGCCAGUCGGCGGAGAGACAAGAGUGUGACACUCUGAUUUGCAGGCGAGGAAUGGCAGGAGAAGUCGUUCAAGUUCACUUGCGCCGACGGAGGAGUCGUCAAGUUCGUUGCGUGUGUUGGACAAGACGGGACCGUCAUCAAUGCGGGAAUGACUGGAAAGAUCGGAGGGUUCGAGGUGAAAUGUCUGCAGCACGCGAACGGAACGAUCACGAUGCAAGCGGCCAACGACCCGAAGAGCUACGAGUGCAAGGCUAAGGACGGAUCGUCGAAGAAGAACGGAGAGGAGUACGUGGAGGGUAACUUUGUGCGAAAGUGCGAGGACUACGGACAGGGCAAGAUCGUCGGAUGCUUCGUAAGAGUAUCAGAAUAGAAGGGCUUCGAUUACAGUAGAUUUUGAGGCGGAGACCGUCAAGGACACCAUCCCAAUCAACAAGAAUGUCACGGUCGGAGAGGUGACCUACAGCUGCUCGAAGGACGGAUCCAACUACAGCUUCAAGACGUUCAACCAAAAGGCAAACUAGCCGUUUCUGACAAUCACAAUCCUUUUUUGUGUGUGAAAGAAGAACAUCGGAGAGCAAUGAAUAAAGUUUUUAUGUUUGCACUGCUCAGUUUCCAUUCGGUUUCCUUGUUGUUGCACGUUGUUCAGUUGGUCUCACAAACUCAGAAUCUUUCAGAAGCCAGUCGUUUAUGCGAUGUGCGCCCACGAUGGGAAGCAGUACGAGAACGGAACCACUUUUGUUAGUUUGGUAGAACAUUCGACAAUAGUUGCGACUGGGUCGAACUUAGGACUUCACUUGAAAGAUAUGAGUUUCAGCUGGCGCAAGGAUCGUUCCGCAUGAAAUGUGUGACUUUCAAGAACUUGACCUCCAUUCUCGAAGUCGUCUCGUGUAUCACACCCGCCGGAAUCGAAGUGAGACCCUGUCGCCUACUUUUAUUGGAUAAUUGCCCUUUCCCCUCCUAGAUCCCGAUCGGUUCGCAAGUGGAAGAAAGAGAUAAAAUGUUCGAGUGCACCGCCGGAAAUGUCACAUUGAAAUCGAGUCCCGGACGGAGCGGACAGUGCCGUGGAAUCUACAACGUGGGCGACGAGUGGGUGGAUGAUCAGUUCAAAUUGCGAUGCGCACCGUACGGAAAGGUCGAGCUGAAGAGCUGCAUCACAAGGACCGCAUCGAGAUCCCGUUGGGCGAGGCGAGGAGAGUGCCCGCCGGAUACGCGAUGGAAUGCGUCAUGAUCGAUGGCAACGUGGCACUUCAGACGGCGAAGACGUUCGAUUGCGAGACGGGAAAAGGAGAGAUCAAAAAGCAGGGUGAGCCGUGUACAGUAUCCAUUGUUGUUCUAACCCAUAUACACAAAUCACAGCCAAUUUUCGUGUUGUCCUCCUCGCAAAUUGACCUUUUUCCUAGGCGAAACAUGGAAUGAGGGCAAUUUCGUGCGUCGUUGUGUCAACUACGGAGUCUCGUCGAUCAUCGGAUGCUACGUGGACGGAAUCGGGACGAUGGGACUGAAUCAGAAUAUCACUUCGGCCGGACUCGUCUACAUGUGCAUCAAUCAGAACGACCAGUUCAAGUUCCGCACGCUUGUCGCCGAAAAAACCCCGAUAGUUGCCUCGAAGACUUCGCCCAGUCCGUGA